Molecule: messenger RNA, 1767 nt
Organism: Rodentolepis nana
Lineage: Eukaryota; Metazoa; Platyhelminthes; Cestoda; Cyclophyllidea; Hymenolepididae
Source: the annotation of a GenBank genome assembly
AUGGCGGACAGGACGAUUUCAGAUGAAGAUUUCCGUAAGCACUUUCGGCCAUUUUUAUCGGGUAAAUAUCACCCGCUUGUUGAAAAAUAUGGCAAAGUCUUGAGCCAAGCAAUGGCUUGUAAGGGGGAGGAGAGGAAAUGGCGUAAGGAAUUUGACAAAUUGGAGACAGAUUUUGAUCGUGCAUUUUUUAUUUUGAAAGCCUUGGAAAGUUUUAAUAAGGAAGAAAAGGGAAUAUGUGUACUCGGUUUACCGCCAGCAAAGGAAGCAAGUAAAUUUCUGACAACCGGGAAGUCAGACGCAAUCGCGAAGAAGUGUCUUUCAAUGUCAGAUAAAUUUUAUCGAGAACGUAAUUUUAAGAGAGCUUUGGUUGCCAUCAAUCGAGCGUAUUUCGCAGCUGUUUCGAAGGAGGUUAAAUAUCACGUUUUACUAAAACGAAUACGUCUAAUUAAAAAGUUCAACGUUGAUGAAGUACUGGAAGAGGAAAUUGGUUUAAUAAUUAAAAAUAAGACAAGCAAUGAAAAAACGCAAUCAGCGAGUUCUGUAAGGGAAGACAUUGAAAGAAUAAUUGAUUUUCAACUUUGCCAAGGUCGUUGGAUUUCUGUGAGUCCUGACUCACCUAAAUCCUUGAACGGCAAAACACUUGACGAUCCAGUGAAAAUGGAGCGAAAAAAAUUCAAAUUUGUGCCCAUUAAUGAUGAUUCCGAGCAAUUACGAAACGAGAACUCUGAAAUGAAAUAUACAGCAGUGGCUUCAAGAAAUAUAUCUAUUGGUAGAACAAAAGUUGGAUUUUGUAGUGAUAAGUGUGCUAACGAUGCCAGGACUCCCAUUGGUCCAUCAAAUGGUGGGUCAGGUCGGCAUGUGCACGACUGUGGUGGAAUAUUGCCCUGCCUGCGUGUGGAUGAUCUCUUUGAGAAUGAUAUAUUCAUGGAUCAGGGUCUAGCUCAUUUGGGUUUCAACUGCAUCGCAAAUACUCCUGCAAAUAUUCUACUAAAUUGUAUUUGUUCCAGUGUGGGUGUGAUAACUGGCUAUCCAAUGAAAUGGUUUUCUGAAGCAAGAGAGCACUUCUAUUCCCCGCCAUCUUCAACAAAUCAGCCAGAUUGGAUACCUGCAAGCUGGAUCGUAGCUCAAAUGAUCACUCACAUCGCAUCUAAUAAUUUCAAUUCCAAAGGAUAUGUAGAGUAUUACGAAGAACGGAAAGAGCUGAAUGCAAAUUCCAAUAAGAUUGGUUGUUGUGUAUAUCCCAUCAUCUCCCUCCUUAGCCAUGAUUGCAAUCCGAAUGCGUGCAUUGUGAACACAGCUAAUGGUUGUGCCUUUGUCUACGCUCUUCGAACCAUAAAGGAGGGUGAGAAAAUUUCCAUCACAUAUGGACCUUCCUAUUUCUCGACUACGUCAGCUAAUCUUCGUAGAUUUUAUCUUCGAGAAAUUUUUGCUGUUAAUUGUUCCUGUGAGGCGUGUAGGACCGAUUGGAGCCUAAAGAAGAGAGACUUUGAAAUUCUAAAGUGUCCUCUUUGUGAAUCUAGUUUUAGAUCUAACAACGAGAAGUGCUUGAGUUGUAAAAAACCAAACGGCAUCGGACGCGAAUGCGCGCCCGAGGUUAUAACUGCAAUGGAAGAAGUUCAGCGUCUUAUUUCAUCUCCUAGUCCAACAGUUGCAUUUGUACUGAGUGCUGGCAUGCAGGCCAAAAUUAAGGUCAAAGUUAAGAACGUAUGUAUUACAUUGGAGGAUAUGGCUUGGGGCAUAAGUAGUUCCAGUCUAGCAACCAAUUGA